AGAAGAUCCCUGGCAUCUCCUCGUUCCAAGUGUCACGACUCUCACAACUCCUGACAAUCAUCAAACUACGUUGCUUUCACCAUGCAUUCCAAGAUCGAAGAGCCACCGAAACUGGUGCUUUCCGGCACUCCAAGAGAAAUCGGCUUCAGUCAUGGCCAGCACCUCUUUUCUCAAAUUCACAGCCAAAUCUCCAUCUACGGCGAGAUGUUCCGCGUCAACUGCAAUCUCUCCUGGGAUGCUGUCCGUCUCGAGGCGGAGCAAUUUAGCGCCACCAUCCAGCGAGCCACGCCCCAUCUUCAUGAGGAAAUGCAGGGGAUCGCGGACGGUGCGGGAGUGAAGCUCCUUGAUAUCGUGGCCUUGAAUUGUCGGAGUGAGAUCACUUUUGGCAAGUUUACGGAUGGAUGUACGAGUCUUUCGUGGAAGAGAGGCGAGAAUUCCCGGAUUCUGGCUCAGAAUUGGGAUUUUACACCCCUGGUGCAGAAGAACUUGGCUUUUAUGGAGAUUAUGCAGGUCGGAAAGCCGACUAUUUACAUGGUUGCUGAGGCCGGAAUCGUGGGCAAAAUCGGGUUCAAUAGCGCCUGCAUCGGUACCUGUCUUAACGCCAUUCGUGCACAUCCAUGUGUCGGCUCGAAAUUGCCUAUUCAUGUUGCUCUGCGGCUAUGUCUGGAGAGCAGCUCCGUUGGCGAUGCAGUGCGAAAACUAGAGUCUCUGGGUGGAGUUGGAUCCAGCCAGCAUAUCUUGAUCGCAGAUAGUACGAGCUCACUGGGCCUGGAACUCUCGCCGCUCGGGGAUGUACAUCUCCAGCCAGAUGAGUAUGGCAUGGUUAUACAUACCAACCACUUCCUGGAGAAUGUGUACGUCAAUGAGCCACCGUGGUUGUCCGGGUCACCUGUUCGUCUGGCCCGCGCUCGCCAGUUGUCCCGCGAACUGAUUGACAGUGGGGUGCUCGAGGAGGAUUGUAUCAUUCCUCAGGUGUUUCGAGAGAGGGUCUUCUCCGAUCUGUAUAACGCUCCGCAGUCGGUCUGUGGCCAGGAGGAUAUGACGCGCCAGCAGAUCGCGCGCACAUGUACACUGUUCAACAUUGUCAUGCGUUUAGACCCAGCAAACCUUGGGGCAGAGGUGGUGGUUGGUCGGCCGGGGUCGGGAGAGGAGACUGCCGUUGUGAAGAUGCCAUGGCAUUGAGGAUAUUCCUUGUGGAUGGUGAGAGAGUGUGCAAUAUCUCAGUUGGAUUGGUCCGAUAUACGGAAAGUAGAAUGUGGCGGUCCUGACUUGUCACACACCCGAUAAUAUUGUUCGUAUCUACCACCAAGCCACUGAGUGAGCCAUGGACCUCGAAUUCGGCGUGGUAGACAAUGGAUAGAGAAUCACUCGACAGGAUCAUUC
This is a messenger RNA of Aspergillus ibericus CBS 121593, 1383 nucleotides long. Its product is annotated as putative acyl-CoA:6-aminopenicillanic-acid-acyltransferase. NCBI's taxonomy places the organism in Eukaryota, Fungi, Ascomycota, Eurotiomycetes, Eurotiales, Aspergillaceae. The coding region runs from base 82 to 1182 and encodes 366 amino acids. The transcript is spliced from 3 exons. The record is from RefSeq and is a predicted model, not a curated record.